This is a messenger RNA of Musca domestica (house fly), 1919 nucleotides long. Its product is annotated as phospholipid scramblase 1. Gene Ontology annotation, biological process: plasma membrane phospholipid scrambling. Bases 195 to 1271 code for a protein of 358 amino acids. Gene Ontology annotation, cellular component: plasma membrane. Lineage: Eukaryota; Metazoa; Arthropoda; Insecta; Diptera; Muscidae. The record is from RefSeq and is a predicted model, not a curated record. The transcript is spliced from 6 exons. Gene Ontology annotation, molecular function: phospholipid scramblase activity.
AAAUUUGUUUUUAAUAGGCGAGUUGGAACUUGUUUGAAGUUUGUUUGAGAAUUUUGAGAGUGUUUUGUGCAAAAAUCCAUCAAAUUCAAAUAAUUCAUACCAAAUCAAAUAGAAAAAAAGAGCAAGAAAAAAGUGAUAUAAAAUAAGUGAUCCUACUCUCGGUGUGUAAAUAAUUAAAUACUCUUCAGUGCAAAAUGUCCAUGCCAAUGAGUAAUUUGGAUAAAGGAGGAUAUGUGCCUCCCGGAUAUAAUCCAAACGUUCCACCAGCGCCUGGUGCUCCAGGAAAUUAUAACCAUCCUCAAGGUUACGCUCCGGUGCCACAACAAAUGCCUUACGGAGAAGCUCCGCCAUUCGGUAGCGGUGGCCAACCAGCCUAUGGGGGGCCACCACCGCCUGGAUUUGCACCGCCACCUCAGUAUAAUGGCGGUUUUCAGCCGGGCUAUGGUCCACCUCAGGUUCCAAUCGUACAACAACCAGGUCAGCCAAUGAUGCCCGGCCAACCGAUGAUGCCAGGACAACCAAUGGCACCCGGUCAACCCAUGCAGCCUGGUCCACCUGGCGAAUGGAUGAGUAUACCAGCCGGCAUUCCGAAUUGUCCACGCGGUUUGGAGUAUCUUACGAGUAUAGAUCAGCUUUUGGUUAAGCAGAAAGUUGAACUUUUAGAAGCAUUUACCGGUUUUGAGACCAACAACAAAUUCUCCAUUAAAAACGCCCUAGGUCAAAAAGUCUACUAUGCCGUUGAGGACACCGAUUGUUGUACGCGUAAUAUGUGCGGUCCCGCCCGUCCCUUUGAUAUGAAAAUCUUUGAUAACUUCCGUAAUGAAGUCAUGCACCUAAAUCGACCAUUGGCCUGUUCUUCCUGUUGCUUUCCAUGUUGUUUGCAGUCAAUGGAAGUUUCAGCUCCACCCGGAAGUGUUGUUGGUACCGUGGAGCAAGAGUGGACCAUAUGUUCACCAGCAUUUCGUAUCAAGAAUCAUGUCGGUGAUACUGUCCUGCGUAUUGAGGGUCCAUUCUGUACAUUUUCUAUGUGCGGUGAUGUUGAGUUCCAGAUUGUAACCCUUACCGGAGAAAAUAUUGGUAAAAUCUCAAAACAAUGGUCGGGCUUUGCACGCGAAAUAUUCACAGAUGCAGAUUUCUUUGGCAUUACGUUCCCCCUGGACUUAGAUGUUCGCAUGAAGGCAACGCUAUUGGGUGCAUUAUUCCUUAUUGAUGCUAUGUUCUUUGAAAAAUCUGGAAAUAGAGAAAGUGAUGGAGUUGGUAUGCUGUCGUAAAAUACAAAGACUUAAUGUUUCUAUUGGAUGUGUGUCAACGCUUACAUGUCUGUUUUUUUUUUUUUUUGUUUUCUUUUUAAUUUAAUACACAUAUAAAUAAUAUUGUCAUCGAAUAUAUAUACAAGUAUUUUUCAUAUACUCUUAUAUAUUUUUGUAACAACUCUUUGUAAUUGACCCUAAAACCAUUUAAAGAUGUAUGCAUGAUAUACGCUUUGUUCAAAACAACGUGGCUUACAUAUUUAACUAUGUAUAAUAUUAUUCAUCAUGUUAGCUUUUUUAAAAUACUUAUUAAAUAUACAGGCCUAUUUUCUGUUUUGAUUUUAUUAAAUCUACAAUAUGAAAGUAUUUAAAACUUUAUUAUAUUAUUAUAAAAUAUUCCCCGUUCAGCAGCAAAUACAAUUUUUUACUCAGGAAUUUAUUAAUAAUAAAUAUUCAAGCAAAGCUUGAGAAGGAAAAUUGCUUCAUCCAAAUAUUUUCAAAAUUAGUUUAGUCUUAAUACCGAAUAUUUUUAUCUUUCUAACGGUUAUUAUACUAUUUAUUAUUUUAUCUGGAAUUUCCUUUAUGUUAAUAGGCGUCUUUUUAUAACCAGUAAUGUUUGUACUUCAAAUAUAAAAUAACAUAUAAAAAUGUUUGUUGUUUACAAUGAAA